Messenger RNA from Bombus pyrosoma, 2938 nucleotides. RefSeq names its product ras-related protein Rab-30-like. The record is from RefSeq and is a predicted model, not a curated record. Bases 348 to 965 code for a protein of 205 amino acids. The transcript is spliced from 5 exons. Gene Ontology annotation, molecular function: GTPase activity; GTP binding. Gene Ontology annotation, cellular component: trans-Golgi network. NCBI's taxonomy places the organism in Eukaryota, Metazoa, Arthropoda, Insecta, Hymenoptera, Apidae.
UAACGUCAUAAUUGAAUGGCGGGGACGAGAGAAAACGUCAUUUUGACAGAAUGGCAGAAAGUCUGGAAAGUUAGUUACGAUUUCUUUUAAGUAUUUGUUUCAGUGUUUAUUUUAUAAAAAUGGAACAUUGUGUAUUCGGUAAAUCGUAAAAAUAGAGAAUACCGAAUAGUGUCACGAAUAGUUUUCAUUAAAGUUAAUGGAAAAAAGUGAAUUUCAUUGAAAAGAAGUACAUUAUAAAAUUUCGGUCCAUCGUUACAGUGAACGCUUGCGGAAAUUGUACGUGUCGUGCUUGCAGAUGCUUCGUUAGUUUUGCAUAGGGUUUCUGACCGUAAUACGGUACGAAUGUGAUGGAGGAUUACAAAUUUCUCUUUAAAGUUGUGCUCGUAGGAAAUGCGGGUGUCGGCAAGACUUGCCUCGUGCGCAGAUUUACCCAGGGAUUAUUUCCCCCAGGUCAGGGUGCAACAAUAGGUGUUGAUUUUAUGAUUAAGACUGUAGAAGUAGAAAAUGAGAAAGUUAAGCUUCAAAUCUGGGAUACUGCCGGUCAAGAAAGGUUUCGUUCAAUAACACAAAGUUAUUAUAGGUCAGCUCAUGCUUUGAUCUUGGUUUAUGAUAUUUCCUGUCAACCUACAUUUGAUUGUUUACCAGAUUGGUUAAGAGAAAUUGAAGAAUAUGCAAGUAAUAAAGUUCUUAGGAUAUUAGUAGGUAAUAAAAUUGAUCGAGAAGACAGAGAAAUACCAACACAUGUAGGAGAAGAUUUUGCACAAAGACAUGGGAUGUACUUUUUAGAAACUUCUGCUAAAGAAGCAGAGAAUGUAGAACGGCUAUUCAUGGAAAUAGCAGCUGAACUUAUGGAGCAAGCACGCAGUAAAGAACUACCUAGAUAUGAAACAAAUGCAACUUCUAUAAAUGGAAAAACAACAUCAAUUGGUGAUACAAGUAACUGUGGUUGUAGUCGACUUUCUUAACUAGCUUUUAUAUCUAUUAUUAAGUCAUUCAGAAAAUGCAUAAUUUCAGUUACUAAAUAUGUAUGUAGAACACUAUCAUAUAAUUUUUAUAGAGUACAGGGAUUGAAUGCAAUAUUAGUCAAUCUUCUGCCACUAAAUAAAAAGAAUUCUAAUAUUAGAACAUCUUUGAUAUUAUAUGUUAGCAUCUAGUGUUAUAUCAUGCAGAUUAUAUUGACAAUUUUGUUGCAAAAUAUAUAUAAUAUUUAAGAUUAAAACGAAGUUUAAGUAUGUUGAUAAAUAUUUGUUUUCAUAUGUGUUCUUAUAGAUAUUAACUAAAGUCUUUUUGUUAUAAUUUCAUGAUUGCAUUAUUUGAAUAAUAAAUAAGUUGGACGCCUGUUUUUUGACAUUUAAUGUUGUGCCCAUAAAUGGAAGUUUAUUAUAUGUUCUAUAAUAUUCUUAUUAUGUCAGAAAGUACAAAUAAGUAUUUCAUAUUUGGUGACUGAAUAUGAAGUCAUUACAAAUAUAAGAUUUCUAUUAAAAAAUGUAAGCCUAAUAUCGUCCAAGAUUUUUCCAAAUCCGCAGUAUACACAAAAAUGUUUGCUGCUUUAAAAGUCAAGUAAAACUUAAAAUGAAAGCAAAGUUCCGUAUAUGUACGAUUUAUUAUAAAUAGUAAAAAUUAUUAUGAAUAAUUUUUUACUUGAUCAUUGCUUAUUAUAAUAAGUGUGGCUAAGAUUAUGUUAGCAGCAUUUACACAGCCAAAGUUUUGUUGUAUCCUUUAAGAUUUUAUUUAUAAUUCUGGCGGAUAAUUAAUGCUUGUUCCGUCUAUGCAUUGUUCGACGUUGUAUUUUAUAGAUUUUUAUUAGUAUUUAUGUUUAUAAAUAAGACAUUUGUUGUUCGUACUAUUAUAUCAAUAACACAAUUUUUUAGCACAUCACUCUAGUCUUUAUACCUUUUUAUAUUUUAAAUACAAAAAAUGAAUAAUAACUUAUACCAUCUCAUGUUUUUUGUGAUUACAUUAUUACAUAAUGGGUCACCUCCACUUUUUACAAGUUUUCAUUAAAAAAGUUAAAUAUAUGUACAUUAUGUAUCUAUUUUUUAUAUUUCACACAAUUUAAAAGUUGAAUACUUAUAAAAUAAAAUCAUGUAUGGAUAUUCUUCACGAAUAUAUUUGAAAUUGUUUAUCUGUAUUUGUAUUGACAGCUGUACAUCAUAUAGUUUGUAUUAAUAUUAGAUUACAAUGCGUAGGGAAAUAAUAAAACAUUUCAUGUAAUUUUUCAUUAUUAUAAAAGGUUUUAUUUAGUGUAUUUAACUUAUUUCAAAUAUAUAACGACAUUGUAUAUUGUAUUACUUAAAGUUGUUGUGAUUUUUAUAUAAUUAUGUUGUUUUAACAGCAUAAAGUUUGUAAGUAGAUUUUCAAAUUACUGUCUACUCGCAACCACUGUGCAAUAAUAUUUAUAGUUUUAAAUAAUAUAAAACAUGCAUAAAAAUUUAUAAUAAAAUUAUACUGAUAAAAACAUAUCAGUUUGUGUACAGAUAAAAGAUAAUUAUAAGAAGCCUGAUUUUUAAUUUGAUUAAACAAAACUCGACAAGAAGAUGUCUUAUAACAAAAAUAUUAAAUCCGUGUAUUGUUUGAAACGUAGUCUAAAAUAUAGAGAUAAUAUAUAUUGUAUGUUAUACAAACCGAUCUAACAAACAAACCGUACUAUAACAAAUGACAAACGAUUUUGUUUCGUUUUAUAACAUUUUUUAUUUAUAAAACUUUAUUUUAUACAAAAUGUGUUCACAUUUUAUAUCUAAUAUAUACAUAAUGUAAAUUAAAAUAUAUUGCAAUUGAGUAUCAGAAUGAAUUAUGUUAUAGAAAGUAUACUUCAUAUUAUUCUUAAUUGGCAAGAUUUGCAACAUUCUCCUGCCAUAUAAAUUUGUUGUAAAAGUUUUAAAACUUCACUUAAUAAUGUUCUACAUAAAUAAAUAAAUCAGAAAUAUGUGUACAUUCA